Chanos chanos (milkfish) is the source of this 492-nucleotide messenger RNA. It is a transcript of the gene agr1, whose product is annotated as anterior gradient 1. The transcript is spliced from 7 exons. The coding region runs from base 1 to 492 and encodes 163 amino acids. The record is from RefSeq and is a predicted model, not a curated record. Gene Ontology annotation, cellular component: endoplasmic reticulum. NCBI's taxonomy places the organism in Eukaryota, Metazoa, Chordata, Actinopteri, Gonorynchiformes, Chanidae.
AUGAGGCACUGGUGGUCCAUCUGUGUUUUGCUCUUUUUGAUUUCCUUCAAUGUUUCUCUGCAAAGAAAACAAAAGAAGGCACCCCAGACUCUUUCAAGAGGAUGGGGAGAUGAAAUCACUUGGGUUCAGACCUAUGAGGAAGGUUUGGCGAAGAUGAAAGACAGCAACAAGCCACUUAUGGUCAUUCAUCACAUGGAAGACUGUCCACACAGUCAAGCUCUCAAAAAUGCUUUCGCUGAUCACAAAGAGGCUCAGACUCUGGCCAAAGAUGAUUUCAUCAUGCUCAACCUUUUGCAUGAGACGAUUGAUAAGAACCUGGCCCCUGAUGGCUACUAUGUUCCCAGAAUCCUUUUUGUUGACCCAUCCAUGACCGUGCGCGCCGACAUUAUCGGAAAGUACAGCAACCGCCUUUACACGUACGAACCGGACGACAUUGACUUCCUGGUAGAGAACAUGAAGAAAGCCACAGUAGUGCUUCACACAGAGCUGUGA